UGAAAGUUAUUCUACACGAAACGAAUAGCGGUCUCUCCCCACUUAUUUUCAUACACAACAUAUACUCGCCCUUUUCCCCAUUUUUAGAUUUCCGCAGUCGAUAAGGAAGCUGUAAUAGACUAUAAGAAAGUAUUGCUAUACGAACGAGAAAUCUUUCGAUGCAAUUUCACAGACAUUCACAGAGUGUGCAUAGUGCAGUGUAGUGUAAAGAUUAAUGUACAGAUUUCUGUGUUCUGCAUUGAUUGAUAGCAAAAAGAACAUCAUGUCAAAUAUUACGUCAUUAAACAUAAUUCAGGAUUUUGCAAAAGACUAUGCUGCGUACUUAAAAGUCGAUUUAUGUCAAGAGGCAAAAGGUAUUCAUGAGGCAAUAGAGGAUAUGCAAAUGCGUCUAGAAGAAUUCGAGUCCAUUAUCCGAAUGAUUCAAUCAGAAAAUGCUAAAUGCCUCAAUAGCUACAUUCCUUCAUUUCAAAUGAUGUGUCCCAAAAUAAUGGAACUUUGCAGAAAGGUAGAUUUGCUGGAACGGAUAAUCUUGAGGGCCAAUUAUGACUUGGCAGCAUUAGAAAGAGAUGUUGAAAGCGCUGAAUCUGAUCUUGGAUCCUCCGAAAAGAGAUUUGUCAUGCUGAAUCCACUCACUUUCUUUAAAAAAACUGGUGAACCAGCAUCACCUCAGCGAAUACCUGCAGAAUAUCAUCCACCAAAGAUAUUUGAAACCGAAUCUUUUUUCAACACAGAGUAAUGCAUGUAUAUAUUUUAUGAAGGGAAAUAAUUACAAGGUUCGUUAAUCGAUUGCAGUAUUGUCAGAUUUGAAAUUCAUAUCUCAAUUAAUGUACAUAUAUAUUUUAUCAAGUCUUACAGUACAUUGUAUGUAUGUAUGUAUAAAAUAUUAAAUUGAAGAAUUGUACAUAUAUAACUAUAA
Messenger RNA from Belonocnema kinseyi, 916 nucleotides. RefSeq lists its product as uncharacterized. The transcript has 5 exons. NCBI's taxonomy places the organism in Eukaryota, Metazoa, Arthropoda, Insecta, Hymenoptera, Cynipidae. The record is from RefSeq and is a predicted model, not a curated record. Gene Ontology annotation, cellular component: BLOC-1 complex. The coding region runs from base 215 to 736 and encodes 173 amino acids.